This is a messenger RNA of Passer domesticus (house sparrow), 2676 nucleotides long. RefSeq names its product G protein-coupled receptor 17 (gene GPR17). The transcript is spliced from 2 exons. The record is from RefSeq and is a predicted model, not a curated record. Gene Ontology annotation, biological process: phospholipase C-activating G protein-coupled receptor signaling pathway; positive regulation of Rho protein signal transduction. The coding region runs from base 400 to 1431 and encodes 343 amino acids. Gene Ontology annotation, cellular component: plasma membrane. Gene Ontology annotation, molecular function: G protein-coupled receptor activity. Lineage: Eukaryota; Metazoa; Chordata; Aves; Passeriformes; Passeridae.
CUGUGUUUAGGGCUGGAGGUUCAGUAGCAGCCUUCAGUGAGCACCACGAACACUGGCAUAUUCAUGCAGGAUACUCAUAUCUACAGCAGCAGCCCCAGUGCCAAGAGCUCAGCUGGGAUGAAGACUGCUCCUCAGUGCUGGGGUGUCCUCUCCCCUGCUCUGCUGUGUGACUGAGCUGAUAAUGUGCUAUCAGAGCAAGGAGGACACUAUAUAGAGGGGCUCCCCUCUCUGCUCUCAGCAACUCUGCACUCUCUUGGAAUCAUCUUAUUUGCUCUGCUGUUUCUACCUAGUUUGCUGUCAUCAGAAGGAGUUUGAGGUAUUCCCCAAAAGGACCAUACACUUCACCCACAGGACGGCACUGUAAAGAGGGCUUUUUCUUCUUCAGAACUGUGGGGAAAAAUGAACGGGCCUGCAGCUUCAAGUCUGCUCUUCAACUGCUCAAAUCACUCAAAUUUCAGUUUGGAAACAUCAGAGCAAUGUGGCAAAGAGACAAACCUUGAAAACAUGAUUUUUGCCACUUUCUACUUUCUGGACUUCAUCCUGGCUUUUGCUGGCAAUGCCCUGGCUCUUUGGCUUUUCAUCCGGGACCAAAAGUCUGGCACACCCGCCAACGUUUUCCUGAUGCAUCUUGCUGUGGCUGACCUGUUCUUUGUGCUGGUACUCCCCACCCGGCUGGUGUACCAUUUUUCUGGUAACCAUUGGCCAUUUGGGGAGAUCCCAUGCAGACUCACAGGCUUCCUUUUUUACCUCAACAUGUAUGCCAGUAUCUACUUCCUGAUGUGCAUCAGCGUUGACCGGUUCCUGGCCAUCGUGCACCCGGUGAAGUCCAUCAAGCUCCGCAGGUCCCGCUACGCCCACCUGACGUGUGUCUUUCUGUGGGUCAUCGUUGGGGUGGCCAUGGCACCUCUGCUGCUCAGUGUGCAGACGGUCCAGAUGAAAAACACAACUGUCUGCCUGCAGCUCUACAGAGAAAAGGCCUCACGCCACGCCCUCGUGUCCUUGGCAGUGGCAUUCACCUUCCCCUUUGUGACCACUGUGACUUGCUACUUACUCAUCAUCCAGAGCCUGAAGAGUGGGAACAGAGUUGAGAAACACCUGAAGGAAAAAGCUGUCAAAAUGAUCAUCAUGGUCCUGAUGAUCUUUCUCAUUUGCUUUGUACCUUACCACGUCAAUCGGUACAUUUAUAUUCUGCAUUACAAUGGGGCCAAAGCUUCCUGCGAGACGCAGCGUCUCCUGGCCCUCAGCAACCGCAUCACCUCCUGCCUCACCAGCCUCAACGGGGCCUUCGACCCCAUCAUGUAUUUUUUUGUAGCUGAGAAAUUCCGUGAAGCCUUGUGCAAUCUGUUUUGCAUUAAAAAGACCAUAACGUUGCCUCAAACAUACGAGGGUAAGACAAAUGAAAGCUCACUAAGUGCUAAAUCUGAACUGUGAACAUGACUCUUGUCAGUGUCAGUUCUUCGUCUUAAGAACAGUCUCUUCCACCAAAAUCAGCUGAGAGCACAAAUGUGCAGCAAGACAGUCCAACCAGAGUCAAACUCAUCCUGAGAAGGGAAGUUCUGUUGUUUUUAUGGGGCUGCUAUUAACAAGAACCCCUCGACCAUAGAGAACACGUGUGUUUGUAUUGCUGAAACUGCAAACAGAAGGACAGUUCUUCUGGUUUCCAAGGAAUGAAACUGAGGGUUGAGCACUUAGGAAUAGGGAAGGGGACAGUGAGGGAAAUGGACCCAUGUAUUUACUUUUUUUUCAAAUAAUUGAAUUUCCAAAGCACUCUGCACAAUGCUUACAGCCUUAUUUAAAAUUUCACAUUGUGCCAACAGUAGAGAUCCACUCCUGAGAGAGACGUGUCUGAUGAAAAAACCUCCACAUUUGCACAUCUUGUUCAAGUUUCUGAAUUCAAAGUGUUUAUAUGUAAUAGAGAGAAAAUUGGUACUAAAUGGUGACCAAAAAAAAAAAAAAUCAGAAUGAAGCAAUAAACUCAGCCUGGACAGGAAUUAAGACAGAAAAGAUUCCUAGCUUUAAUAUGCUUUUCAGUUCUUUUUUGUGACUUAUCUAGCAAGACUAUUCCUUCACUAUGGAUACGUAGGGAUUAUUUUUAUUCUCACUGAUACAAAUUGCAUCCAGCAAAAUAUGCCUGGCACAAUGAAAAGGGAAAAAAAAAAACCACACGAGUUUCCAAUAAUAUUUACUAGAAGACUGCUUCAAUGCUAUGGAUACAAAUAUCAUAGGAAUAUUAUAGGACAGGUGAAAUAUAUUGUUACAGAGAUACACAUACCUUUCUCUCUCUAUGCUUUGGGAAUGAGCUCCUUACCAUUUGAGAUUUGGUACACAAAUUACAAAAUUAAACAUAUUUUAUAUUGCUUGAACUGCUUUUAUCCUGACUGCUUCCCCAAAACACCCUCAGUGCUAUUCCAACAGCCCAUUCCAGCAAGAUGAGAUGCCAAAAGAAAAUCAAUUAUGCCCAGCUCAAAAAACUAAGGCACAGAGGUUGCAUGGAGAAUGAAAAAUAAGAGGGACUUGAGAGGACUCCCUGCUGGACAGAUGCAAGUAUAUGACCUUUUCUUCCCUCCUUCAGCAUUUACUCAGUGAAAAUAUAAACUCUAGGUAACUGCUAGACUUUGCUCAUAACAUAUGAAAGCUGAAAACUAACUCGGAACUGUGCAACACUGUCUGCUAACU